Messenger RNA from Candida dubliniensis CD36, 591 nucleotides. RefSeq names its product ESCRT-II subunit protein. The record is from RefSeq and is a predicted model, not a curated record. Bases 1 to 591 code for a protein of 196 amino acids. Gene Ontology annotation, molecular function: protein homodimerization activity; structural molecule activity. Lineage: Eukaryota; Fungi; Ascomycota; Pichiomycetes; Serinales; Debaryomycetaceae. The transcript has a single exon. Gene Ontology annotation, cellular component: ESCRT II complex. Gene Ontology annotation, biological process: protein transport to vacuole involved in ubiquitin-dependent protein catabolic process via the multivesicular body sorting pathway.
AUGACAGACCCAGUACCGCAGUUUGAGUUUCCAAAGAUUUACUCAUUCCCACCAUUUUACACACAACAGCCCAAUACUACUGUCUUGAACCAACAGCUAGAUUCAUGGAUAUCAAUAAUAUUGCAUUAUUGCGAGUACUAUAGGAUCACGUUAUUGUCAAUUGAAGGAAUACCCAAGCACUCGCAAUUAGAGAUUCCCCUUUCACUGCUUUCUUCGAUAUUUAUCAACAAAACCAUAAAUCGUCAAGUCAAUUCAGAUUUCCAAAAACUAAUAAUAAAACAUCUAAUUCACAAUAAAAAAGCAGAAUUCAUUAACCCAAAGAAGCCAGAAUUGGGUGUGUUUAUAUACUGGAGAUCAAUAGUCGAUUGGGGAGACCUAUUAUAUCAAUAUGUUGAUGAUACAGGUCAAAAAGGGACGGUUUUGACGAUUUACGAACUUACGAAAGGUGAAGAAACCACUGUGCCACAGGAUCUCCACAAUUUGGAUGAAUCUUUUCUAGUGAAAAUCAUCAAGGAUUAUUUGAUAAAACAAGGGAAAGCUCAAUUAUUGAUAGACGAGAAUAACGAUAUUGGUGGUGUGAAAAUUGUAUAG